GAUUCUAAAUUCAGUCCGCUGCGAUGGAGCUUCGCGAGAUGAAUGUCGCGACGGACGUCGAUGAAACAGCGGAGCUCCUACCGGCAUCUCAACGCGAUGAAGAAAUUGAAAGUUAUUUUAUUGAAUAUGCCAUUCAAAAGGAAAUAAUUAAUCGAAAUCGAACGAGUGCCAGUCGACGAUUGCUCAAUCAAGCUGCAUUUCAAGCAGAACAAAGUUCCUCAAACACCAAUCAAAAGGAAGAUCCAUGUGCGAGUAUAAGUUUUAUUCAAAUUUCCGGGCCAAAUUGGCCUCCAUCUCGAAAACGUGAGGAAGCACAGGCACUCGAGAAUUUGAGAAAAAGAGUGGAACAAUCAAAAUUGUGCAAAGUUAAUCCAGUGAUGGAUGCAGGAGGAUUGGCUUCAACAUCAGUUGCGUUGAAUACCGAACAACUUCAAGAACUUGACAAUCGACCGAAACUUUGGAAGAAAAUCUUGAGUAAUAGACCAAUGAGCAUAUCAUACGAUAGUAGCGAUUUGGAAACGAAUUGGCGAGAUAGUGAAUUUAUAACUGAAUGUUUGUGCUGGCAUAAUGUUUAUCGACAACGACAUAACGCUGUACCAUUAACAAUGUCACCGCAGCUCUGUGAAUAUGCUCAAACGUGGGCGAAUCAUCUAGCUCAUACAAAUACAUUUUAUUAUCGUAACGAACGUGAAGUUGGACAAAAUUUAUAUUGUCGACCGGGUGGAGGUGUGCCUUGUGAUGUUGCAGGACAAGAGGUUGCAGCUUAUUGGUAUUCUGCUGUUAAACAAUACGAUUUCUUAAAGGAACCCGUAAAUGCAAACGUAAAUGCAGGUCAUUUCACGCAGCUGAUCUGGGCCAGCAGCCGACUCUUUGGUGUUGGAAAGGCAAGGAGUAGGAGCGGUAAAAUAAUUGUUGUUGCUAACUAUCAACCAGUUGGAAAUAUUUCAGGACAAUUUCAACGAAAUAUUUUACCCCCAUUACCUGAAAGUGCCAAUUUACCCCUACCUCCACCAUCAAGAAUUCGUCAACAAAGUGAGACCCCAAUAUCAGAAAUGUCCUCAAGUAGUAACAGUAGUGCAAGUACACAAUAAUACAGUCAACCAAACUGCCUUUUCUGCGUCUGCACGCAACGGGACGAGCAACGAUGAAUUUACUGAAUAAUCUCACGGUAAUGUGAUAAAAAAAAAAAAAAAAAAGAGAAAAAUGAUCAUUCUAUGAACAAACAAACCCUUGAAGAAGAAUUCAAAAUUCAUUAAAAUAUUGGUUUAUAAUCUAAAACAGAACAAUCGAAGAUGACAAAUUUUCAUCAAAACUAUAGACAAUCAGAAAUAAAAAGAAACAAUCAAAGAACCACACAAUAAUAAUUAAUUAACAAUCACAAUAUUGGAUAAUUUAAAAUCAGUAUUUCUUUAAUAUCUGACAAAAGACAAUAUUCAAUUCUUUUGUUUGAGGCCCAUGAUUUUUCCCAAAAAUUAAAAAGGUCGAAAAUUUAAUUGAUCGAAUUACAUUAAGUCGAUAUUUUAUUUGAACGAAAUUCUAAAUGAUCGAUAUUUAAAAUGAUCAACAUUUUAAGGCACUCUCACACCUUUUUGGCUGCCUGCAGGUUACCAUGGCAACGCAUGAGAGUGAGUGCAACAGAAAAUUUAAAAAUUUGAAUAUUCAAAUUUUCUGUCUUACUCACACUCGUGCGUUGCCAUGGUAACCUGCAGGCAGGCAGCCAAAAAAGUGUGAGAGUCCCUUUAUUUGGUCGAUAUUUUAUUUAUUCGAAAUUCUAAAUGAUCGAUAUUUAAAGUGGCCGAUAUUUUAUUAAGUCAAUAUUUUAUUUUAUCGAAAUUCUAAAUGAUAGACAUUUAUUGAAGGUCGACAUUUUAUUCGGUCGAAAUUCUAAAUAACCGACAUUUAUAAAGGUCGACAUUUUAUUUAGUCGAUAUUUUAUUUGAUUGAAAAUCUAAAUGGUCGAUAUUUAAAGUGGUCGACAUUUUAUUUUGUCGAAAUUCUAAAAUGAUCGACAUUUAAAGUGGUCGAAAUUGUAUUAGUUAGAUAUUUUGUUUGGUAAAUAUUUCAAAAUGAACGACAUUUAAAGUGGUCGAUAUUUUAUUUGUUCGAUAUUCUAAAUGAUAAAAAUUUAGAAGCAUCGAAUUUUAUAUCCAUCGAAAUUUCAUUUGGUCGAUAUUUUAAAAGCUCGACACUUUUUUUUAUAGCUAUACGAGUUUCCUUUCUAUGUAGAUUGUCGGUAAAGUACAUUGAAAUUUUGCGAGAAAUUUGAAAUUAUUGAUGUAAAUCAUAAUAACAACAUAUAGAGAGGAAACUCGUAUAGCUAAAAAAAAUGUCAAGCUUUUAAAAUAUCGACCAAAUUAAAUUUCGAUUGAUAUAAAAUUCGAUGCUUCUAAAUUUCUAUCAUUAAGAAUAUCGAACAAAUAAAAUAUCGACCACUUUAAAUGUCGUUCAUUUAGAAUAUCGACCAAACAAAAUAUCAAACUAAUAAAAUUUCGACCACUUUAAAUGUCGAUCAUUUAAAAUUUCGACCAAAUAAAAUAUCGACUAAAUAAAUUGUUGACCACUUUAUAUAUAUUGAUUAUUUAGAAUUUCGAAUAAACAAAAUAUCGACCAAAUAAAAUGUCGACCACUUUAAAUAUCGAUCAUUUAGAAUUUCGGUCAAAUAAAAUAUCGACUUAAAGUAAUUCGAUCAAUUAAAAUUUCGAAUUUUUUAAUUUUUUGGGAAAAAUCAUGCGCCUCUUUUGUUUACUUAUAAAUUUAAAAGACAAUAAACUCAUUUCUCUAUUUUUUAAAAAGAAUUUCUCUAUAUAUAAUGCAUAACGAGAAUGAUAAUAAAAAGUGGUAUAAAUGCGGAGGAAAGUUUAGAACUUUAUAGAAAUAUGAUUGUAUAAAAUGAUCUCUAUUUUGUGGUUUAUAUGGGAAUUGAGUAUAUAGAAAAUUGUCAUUAAAAUCGCAUUGGAUUGUCGAAACUUGAAACUACCUAUAUAAUAAAGUCUCAUUACCGUGAGAUACAUACUCUAAAUGAUUCUGCCUUCAGAAUCGAAGUGAUAAAAUGGAGCCUUAUACUCGAACCUUUCGAGUCUUAAAAUCCCAUAUAAGAGAUAACUUCAAAAAAUAUUCUUAACUCUUCUUCGAUUCUCUCGUUCCUCUGAGACUGAAAUCAAAUUUGGGAAAAUAUUGGCCAGAUAAUAUAUGCGAAAAUGGAAAUCAGAUUAAUUUUACAGUAUAUAUUUACUUGAAAUAUAAAGAAUGAAAAAAAAAAUAUUAAUAUUCAUCAAGCCUGAUAAAAAAUUACAAAAGAUAAAUCACAAUUCUUUUUAAACAUAAAUUUUACUUAUAAUAUCAAUUUGGCAUAAUAAUUUAUUCCUUACAAUCAUAAAAAAAGUUAAUCCAUUUUCUAAAUAUAUAUAUAUAUAUAUAUAUAUUACAUCUGGCACACACGCUUCUAAAACAUAUAAUUUAAAUGAAGCAAAUUUGACUUGCGUUGCGGAUAAGAAAAAGCAGUGUAAAUAUAUAAUAAGAAAUUUUUCCCUUACUAUUUCUAUCAACGAAAAUCGUGAUAUACAAAAAAAAAAAAAACGAAUCACUGCUUAUCGCGUGUUUAGGCUGAUGUAUAAAAUAGUUUUAACUAAUAAGCUCAGCAGGCGAGGCUACAAUCAGAAACAUUAUCACGAUAAAAGCUGCUCACGAAUGUUAUAUAAUGUAUAUAUAUAAUAUGUAAACUAAUAUCAUGUAAAUGAUCAACUAAAUAAUUAUAAUUACUAUCUAAAAAUUAAUAAUGAUUAUUGCUCGGCAUUAAUUUGAAAUCUUUUUUUUAAGAUCGCACAAUUAAUAUUACAAUCAAUAUCUCACAAUCUCUAAAAAAAAAAAUUUAUUUUAAUUUUAUUCCAACUAUGAAUUUAUUUUCUUAGACUUUUCACAUAAGACUGAUAUAGUUUUAAAGACACGAUUAAAAACAAUGUAAUUAUAAUUAUUUAAUUUACAUAGUUAAUUUUGUAAUUAAUUACUUCAAUAUUGUAUAAUCAUUAUUUCUUAUAUUGAAGCAAAUUUAUUUGAUAAUAGUCGAUUUUUUUGAAUGAAAUAAAUUUUUUAUAUAUUUAAUAUUUAAAUUUCUUCUUUUGAUAUAGUUGAAAACUUAGCUACAAUUAAAAAAUUUACAUUCUCAACUAAAAUAUGGCACAUUAUUAAUUCGAACAUAAUUGUAUUGCUUUCAAAUAUGCGCACAAAUUUAUAAAAUUAUGAAAGAACAUGAAUUCCAAUUUGAAUAUAUAUAUUCGUAUAAAUCAAAUAGGAACGAAAUUAAACGACAUUAAACGUCAAAAAUGGUGAUAAAAAAAAAAGUUUAAAAAUAAUUGCCAAAAAUAAUUGUGCUGAGCCUUUGCUUCUGCAUUCUACGAGUGCCAAGGCCAUAAAUAGCAAAUAUUAAUUAACACGAGUAGUUAUCAGUGUGGUGAAUUUUGAUAUACAGUUAUAUAUACAUAUAUUUACCGAUUAUUCAGAGUGACUAUAACAAUAAUAUUGAAAUUAAGUAAAUAUUUUUUGUACAUCAAUAAAUGUAUGCAAAAAAAAAAAAAAAUAAUAAUUAGAUAACAUUUUUUCGGUAAAUGAUACUAUAUAUAAAAUGUAUAUCAAUUCACAUAAAAUAAUUUAAUUUAAACGCGGUGCCUCGUAACUUUGUAUUAAAAUUUAUAUAUAUAUUAAUGCGAACGAUAUUAUAUUAUAAAAAAAUGUAAUAUGAUUAAGUUAAUGUUUGCUUAAAUCAUUAAUAUAAGCUUAAGUGGUCAUAAACUUAUAAUUUAAAAAUUUAUAAAGUAAGUGGUGCAAAAUCAUGAAAAAAUUUUUUUUUAUUUUGUAACCUAUUAUUAAAAUAUAAUCAUUUUUAUUAAUUUUAAUUUCCAAUAUUAUAUUAAAGUUAAUUAAAAUAUUAAUUUUCUUAUACCGCAUAAAAAAUAGAUUUUCUUUAUAAAAAUGUUGUGUAAAAAAAAUUUUUAUUUAAUAAUUAUUAAUAUAAUAUAUUUAUAUAAUUCAACAGAUUAUUGAAUUUUCAAAUAUAAAACUAUAAAAACCUAUUAUAACCCAUAGCUUUGGCAAAAUUGAAAAGUGCCUAGAAGUAAUUAUUGUUCUAAUUCAAUAAACUUCCAUUAAUAUUAUAUAAAAGCAUACAUUAAUUCAAAAAUAGAAUUUUUGCUAUAAAACUAAUUUUAAUUAAAAAAAUUUUAAUGAAUAAAACAUAUAUGUAAUCAUUUGGAAAAGUUUAAUUGCUCAAAACUAUAUACGAAAAAUUAUUUUCCUCUCAAUAUGAGAUUAUGUUAUUCUGGGUGUUAGAAAUUAGACUGAUAGUAAAUUUUACCCAUUAUAUAGAGAGAUAUAAAAAAUGAUUAUAUUCUAAAUAAGUUUUUAAAUUUUCUUUUUUUUUAAAUAUAUAUCAUAUACGUAGUCCGAAAAGCGUAAAAUAAAACGCGAAUCAUAUAUGCAUAUGUAAAUACAUAAAAAAAAAAAAAUAGUGAGAUAUUUUAUAUCUUUAUUACUAUAUAAGGAUAUGCAUGAAGCGAAUGAAAUGAAGUAAAUAUUUUUUCAUAUUUUAGUUGGCAAAAAGAAUAACGCAAAAAAACAACAUUUUGCAAUAAAACGGAAAAUUUUCUUGUCUAACAUUUUGCUCAAUAAACACUUUUCUCGAAACAUUUUGCACCACAGUUAAUGAAAUAUCAGUUUCACAUAAAAAAUUUAUAAUAGUAAUAAUAAAUAAAAACUAUACGAAUAAUUUUAGAGAAAAAUUUUAAAAUUUGCAUAAAAAAAAAAAAAAAAAAUGAGGUAAAAAGUGCUUGAUGCUUUAAAAUAAUUUUAAAAAAUAUUUAAGAUUGCUAAUUUUUUGGCAGUGCCGUCUAUACAUAGAAUAAAAUUUUCAUUAAACAAAUAUAAUAAAUAAUUAAAAAGAACAAUCAUUUUAUUACACUUGUUACCUAAUUAAUUUUUUUAGAAAUUCAUAUAUAAUCUAUGUUAAAAUCAAAUUAUUAUAAAAAUUUUGAUAUAGCGCAUUUAUUGAAACAUAUUUUUAAUAUUAAAAAAAAAAAAAUUAUCCAAAAUUAUGAAAGAAAAAAUUCUUUUUAAUUAAAUUCUAUAAUAUUAAAAAGUUUGAAAUUUAAUUCUCUAUAUGAUGCUUGCAUUCAGAAAUCAUUAGAAAAAUAUUUUAAAUGUGCUUAUUAAAAGCAGCCAUCGAGCUUUUUUAUUGUAUAAUAUAUAUAGAUCAAAAAGACAAAUCACUAGAUCAAAAACUAUUGAGAGCAAAUUUUCAUCUAUCCAAUAAGGAUCACUUUGACAUAUAUGUAUAAGUAUAGAGAGAAAAAAAUUUAAUUUAUCUUUAAUUAUUAUUCUCAAUCACAAAAUGUUAAAAGAAAUAAGUCAAAUAUGUAAAUUCAUAACUAUUUUAAAUAUUAGUAUAUAACUAUAAUUUUAUCAUUUUUAAUAAAAUAGAUUUUAAGUAUAUGGAAAAAAAAAUGUUAAAAAUUAUCUCAUCUCCGAAUGAAAAUGUAGGAAAUAUUUAUUUAAAAAAAAAAAGCGCAAAUUAAUAAGCAAAUAUAGAGAUAAAUCUCUAUUAAAUUUCCUUAUGCGAAAGACACGUGUGAUACAGAAAGUAGAUUAGUAAAAUGUAGCGAACUAUGUAAAUGAGAUAAUUUCUCUGAUAGUUCGUGAAAAAAAAGGUUAUUUUUAGUGUGAUAUAAAACAAAAAUUCUCCCAAAUUCUUUUUAUCUAAUUCUGAUAAAUUUAUAUUUUAUGUGAAAAAUAUUAAACUUUCAAAAUUUCAGUUACAACAAAAUUAAUAAUAAAAUUAUGUUGUAAAAAUUAUUUUUUUUAUAUUAUCUUUUAAUUUUUUUUGUGUGUGUAUACAUUUUCAGAAAAUUAAGAGAAAGACAUUCAACUAAAAAUUAACAAAUUUUUAAAAUAAAAAAUGUUUAUUUUAUUAAAUAAAUCUACAAAAAAAAUUCGUGACAAAUUUUGUAAAUUAAAAUAUAUUGACCUUUGUCACAGUCCAACACUGUCAAGAGAAAUUUAAAAAUUCAAUUAUUAUAUGUGAUCAUAGACUUGACCGUGAAAAAGGCAGAACGAAAUUGUAUCUCGCGGAAAGUGGGGUGAGGUGGAAAUUAGAUUGGCGCAUUGCAGGUACCACGUUCUCAGCUGCUGUAUCUAGUUACACUAAAUUUCAAUUAAUUAUUUACAAUAACUAUAUUUCCAAUCAUUAUAUUCAAAAAAAUUUUUAAUUUCUUUGAAAAAUUAAUCGUCUUUAUAUAUAUUACUUUUGAGCCAAAAAUUUAUAAAUGUAAAUUCAAAAAAGAAAUUUAUUUAAAUAUUGUUUCUUAGUGUUGAAUGUCUUAACUCUUUUAAAUGUAAAGAAAAAAAAAUAAUAAUUUGAAAUCUUAUAAGUAGGUAUACUUUUAUAAAUUUAAAAAAAAAUGAUACUAGAUAUAGUGCUAUAAACUUUGGAUUUCUAAUAUCACUAUAACUACAUUUUACCAAAUAUAGUAUAGAUAGACGAAAAAUUAUAGAAUAAAAAUAUACACUGCAUAAUGCAUAUCUAUACCUAUAUAUAUAGACGUCUAGAUAAGUAAAUAAAAGCUUUGAAGGUGUUCGCUUUAAAAAUAUAGACUGCACUUUGUAUAAAUAAUUAGGUUUCAUUGAAAAAUAAAUAAAUUAAUUAAAUAUUUUUUAAAAUCAACUAUAGAAUAAGUAAGCUCAUUAAAUAUUUUUACCAAUAAUUAAUUAUACAAUCAUUCCUUUUUCUCUUUUUUAAAAUAAUAAAUUUUUUAUUUUAAAAGAAAUACAUAAUAAUGUUUUUUUAAUAAAAUCAAUUUAAAAAUGUUUUACUGAAAUUGUAUAAAGAAAAUUUCCAAUGUAUAUGUAAAAAGCAAGAGAUAUUUUGUGAAAGUAAGACUUCGAAUAAGAUAUUGAAGAUUUGUACAAUAUAUUAAUAAUUACAAGAGUGGGUCGAUUUUUUGUUGUUAUUGUUGAAAAUAAAAAAAAAUAUGUUGAUAAGAUUGGAAAUUAUUUGUUAUGUCACUUUUCAGAUCGUGACAAAUUAUAUGUAAAGCUUAUUAUUUUAAAAAAUAUAAAUAAAUAAAUCAUUGUUA
This is a messenger RNA of Leptopilina boulardi, 8120 nucleotides long. RefSeq lists its product as uncharacterized. The record is from RefSeq and is a predicted model, not a curated record. Lineage: Eukaryota; Metazoa; Arthropoda; Insecta; Hymenoptera; Figitidae. Bases 24 to 1091 code for a protein of 355 amino acids. The transcript has 5 exons. Gene Ontology annotation, cellular component: extracellular region.